Molecule: messenger RNA, 948 nt
Organism: Acanthaster planci (crown-of-thorns starfish)
Lineage: Eukaryota; Metazoa; Echinodermata; Asteroidea; Valvatida; Acanthasteridae
Product: neuromedin-U receptor 1-like
Biological process (GO): G protein-coupled receptor signaling pathway
Cellular component (GO): membrane
Molecular function (GO): G protein-coupled receptor activity
Source: RefSeq, a predicted model, not a curated record
AUGGCAGAGCCCCUGAGUGUGCUCCACAUUAUUAAGACGAUCAUUGGUGUGAUUGGCCUGAUCGGGAACGGCGUUGUGGCCACUGUUAUCUGCAAGGUGAAGUUCAUGCACACAUUGACUAACGCCUUCAUCUGCAACCAGGCCGUGGUGGACUUCCUCGGCUCUCUCUUUCUGAUCGUGACAAGUACCAUCCCAGUCCCCGACCCCUCUCCGCACACGUCGGCCUGCAAACUCUGGCUGCCUGAUGUCUUGCUCUGGGCCUGCUUCACGUCGUCCACCUUCAACCUGCUGUCGGUUUCCUGUGAGCGCUACGUAGCUAUUGUGGUCCCGUUCAAAUAUGCCACUCUUUACACUAAAAAAUCUGUCACAUGCAUGAUUGUGGCCAUCUGGCUGUUGGGACCCAUUUUUGAGGCACCUUACGAAGCAGCACUAACAACCUACAAAGAUGGCUUUUGCCUCCUCUCGUCAGAAAUCGCCUGGUUUUGCGUUGUUUUCUUCCUGGUCAAGCUCUUUGUCCCUGCAAUCCUAAUGAUAUUUUUCUACUCGCACAUGGCCGUGAAGCUGAAACGAAGCGCCAAUCGUAUUGCCGUCAUUGCCCCAACUGUGUCGGGUCAAGUGGAAUCGGCUCCAGGCGAUAGGAUGGGUGAGUCCCACCGAGAAAAUGCUGAGCAGUCGCUGCUCAGGGCCCGCAGAAACAUCUUCAAGACCCUCCUACUUGUUCUUAUCACCUUCUUGGUGUGCUGGACUCCGAACCAGCUGUUUAUAUUGAUGGUCAACUUAGGUUGUAGCAUGGACUCUACCGGCACGAUCUACAUUAUUUCGGUUUCCCUGGUUGCCAUCAAUUCAUGCGCAAAUCCCUUCAUUUACGCCUUCAAAUACAGACGGUUCCGACGAGGAUUUCUCUCUCUAAUCGGACGGAAAAUCCAGACUGAGGGGGAUAUGUCAUAG